AUGGAGGACGUAAUAGAGAAAGUGAACAAGCUGCAGGAGCUGUGCAUAGAAAUACCCAACCCCAUCAACAUUCCGCAGAUAGUCGUAGUGGGCGCACAGAGCUCGGGAAAGAGCAGCAUCUUAGAGAACAUUGUAGGAGCAGAGAUUCUUCCCAGGGGCACAGGAAUGGUCACCAGAAGACCCCUCAUGAUACAGAUCGUCUCAACAGAGGGAGCAACGCACUGCACUUUUGGACACUCUCCUGGGAGAGCCUUUAAACUGCACGAAGUCCAGGAAGAAAUAACAAAAGAAACAGAAAGAAUAUUGGACAAAAAAAACGACAUAUCAGCCAUACCAAUUGUUCUGAAAAUACACAAGCCAAAUGCUCUGCCUAUUACGCUAAUUGAUCUCCCAGGAGUGAUAAAAAUACGGUCAGAGGGCCAGCCAGAAGGAAUAGUCAAAAAAGUGGAAGAAAUAGUAAGAUCGUACAUACAGAACAACAACACGAUAAUCCUGGCGGUAACACCUGCCACCACAGACAUAGCCAGCUCUGAUGCGCUGAUGCUGGCUAAAGAAGUAGACCCAGAGCUAACUAGAACGCUCUGCGUGCUGACCAAAGUAGACCUAAUGGACCCAGGAUCUGAUCUGGUGAAUGUGCUGCAGGGAAAAAUAGUGAAGAACAGGCUGGGGUUUGUUCCUGUGAUAUGCAGAGGAGAGCUUUCCGUGAAAGAAAAAGUGAGAAUAGAAGACGCCCUGAAAAAAGAGGAAGAGUAUUUCAGGAGCCAUCCAUCCUACAUCAAAAACCACUUGUACUGCGGUGUUCCUUAUCUGAUCGUAAGACUGCACGAUAUUCUGCGUAAGAGCAUUGUAAAAAGCACGCCAUAUCUUCAGGACAGGAUAUCGUUUCUUCUGAAUAAAAUAGAAAAAGAAGUAGCUGAGCUGGGAGGGAAGAUCAUCGACGAAAGACAAAUGAUUAUGCAGAUAAUCAGCGAAUUUAAGCAGGAAAUAGACCAGAAGAUCACAGGAGCACAGAAACACACAGUGCAGAAAAAAUACAUUUCUAAGGAGAUAAUCAACGGAGCAAGAAUAUCGUACACACUGGACACGCUGUUUCCCAAAUCUCUGGAAGGAGUGGAUCUGUUCAACUCCUCAGAUGCCGAGAUAAACAACGUAAUGCACAAUACGUCAGGCGUAUUCGGAGGAGCAAACGUAUCAAAUAUUCUGUCGCACUUUGUCUCGCAGGCUGUGGAUAAAAUACACCCCCACUGCACACAGCUAUCCACAAAAAUCUUCCUGGAAAUGCAGAAUAUGAUGGAGGUGUCAUUGGACGCAAAUAAGAUAGGGAGAUUUCCAAAACUAAAAACAGAAAUAUGCAGAAGUGUGUCUUCUCUUCUGAAGGAGAGGCUAACAGCCACCACACACGCAAUAAAAGAGUUUCUGCAGUGGAAUACAGUUUACAUCAGGCCUGCAGCGAGUAAAAGCACAGGCGCAGCAGAGCAGAGUGCCACGCCGGAUGCAAUUAGUGCACAGAGCGUAUCUAAUACAGGCAAUGAUAGCAGCAUAAGUCUAACAGAUAAUAGUGCAUACAGCACAGAAGGAGAGAUGGAGAUAGUUAAAGAAUCAGUGAGAAGACAGGUCUCUCAUUUGAAGAGCACCGUUGUGGAACAAGUUCCAAAGAUCAUUGUCCUGGAGAUGGUCUACAAAACAAUGCAAGAGCUGCAGAACAGGCUGAUAAACGAUCUGUACAAGCCUGAGAGCAUAUCUGAGCUCCUGCAGGAGGAACAAGCCACAAAAGACAAAAGAGAAAUACUGGAAAAGUCAUUUAUUGCUCUGGAAAAAGCCAGAAUAAUUGCAAAUACGCUGUAA
Messenger RNA from Nematocida minor, 1845 nucleotides. Its product is annotated as vacuolar protein sorting-associated protein 1. Gene Ontology annotation, cellular component: microtubule; cytoplasm; membrane. The transcript has a single exon. NCBI's taxonomy places the organism in Eukaryota, Fungi, Microsporidia. The coding region runs from base 1 to 1845 and encodes 614 amino acids. The record is from RefSeq and is a predicted model, not a curated record. Gene Ontology annotation, molecular function: GTPase activity; GTP binding; microtubule binding.